Messenger RNA from Trichobilharzia regenti, 2502 nucleotides. The record is from the annotation of a GenBank genome assembly. NCBI's taxonomy places the organism in Eukaryota, Metazoa, Platyhelminthes, Trematoda, Strigeidida, Schistosomatidae.
AUGACCAUUACUACUACUACUACUACUACUACUACUACUACUACUACUACUACUACUACUACUACUACUACUACUACUACUACUACUACUACUACUACUACUACUACUACUACUACUACUACUACUACUACUACUACUACUACUACUACUACUACUACUACUACUACUACUACUACUACUACUACUACUACUACUACUACUACUACUACUACUACUACUACUACUACUACUACUACUACUACUACUACUACUACUACUACUACUACUACUACUACUACUACUACUACUACUACUACUACUACUACUACUACUACUACUACUACUACUACUACUACUACUACUACUACUACUACUACUACUACUACUACUACUACUACUACUACUACUACUACUACUACUACUACUACUACUACUACUACUACUACUACUACUACUACUACUACUACUACUACUACUACUACUACUACUACUACUACUACUACUACUACUACUACUACUACUACUACUACUACUACUACUACUACUACUACUACUACUACUACUACUACUACUACUACUACUACUACUACUACUACUACUACUACUACUACUACUACUACUACUACUACUACUACUACUACUACUACUACUACUACUACUACUACUACUACUACUACUACUACUACUACUACUACUACUACUACUACUACUACUACUACUACUACUACUACUACUACUACUACUACUACUACUACUACUACUACUACUACUACUACUACUACUACUACUACUACUACUACUACUACUACUACUACUACUACUACUACUACUACUACUACUACUACUACUACUACUACUACUACUACUACUACUACUACUACUACUACUACUACUACUACUACUACUACUACUACUACUACUACUACUACUACUACUACUACUACUACUACUACUACUACUACUACUACUACUACUACUACUACUACUACUACUACUACUACUACUACUACUACUACUACUACUACUACUACUACUACUACUACUACUACUACUACUACUACUACUACUACUACUACUACUACUACUACUACUACUACUACUACUACUACUACUACUACUACUACUACUACUACUACUACUACUACUACUACUACUACUACUACUACUACUACUACUACUACUACUACUACUACUACUACUACUACUACUACUACUACUACUACUACUACUACUACUACUACUACUACUACUACUACUACUACUACUACUACUACUACUACUACUACUACUACUACUACUACUACUACUACUACUACUACUACUACUACUACUACUACUACUACUACUACUACUACUACUACUACUACUACUACUACUACUACUACUACUACUACUACUACUACUACUACUACUACUACUACUACUACUACUACUACUACUACUACUACUACUACUACUACUACUACUACUACUACUACUACUACUACUACUACUACUACUACUACUACUACUACUACUACUACUACUACUACUACUACUACUACUACUACUACUACUACUACUACUACUACUACUACUACUACUACUACUACUACUACUACUACUACUACUACUACUACUACUACUACUACUACUACUACUACUACUACUACUACUACUACUACUACUACUACUACUACUACUACUACUACUACUACUACUACUACUACUACUACUACUACUACUACUACUACUACUACUACUACUACUACUACUACUACUACUACUACUACUACUACUACUACUACUACUACUACUACUACUACUACUACUACUACUACUACUACUACUACUACUACUACUACUACUACUACUACUACUACUACUACUACUACUACUACUACUACUACUACUACUACUACUACUACUACUACUACUACUACUACUACUACUACUACUACUACUACUACUACUACUACUACUACUACUACUACUACUACUACUACUACUACUACUACUACUACUACUACUACUACUACUACUACUACUACUACUACUACUACUACUACUACUACUACUACUACUACUACUACUACUACUACUACUACUACUACUACUACUACUACUACUACUACUACUACUACUACUACUACUACUACUACUACUACUACUACUACUACUACUACUACUACUACUACUACUACUACUACUACUACUACUACUACUACUACUACUACUACUACUACUACUACUACUACUACUACUACUACUACUACUACUACUACUACUACUACUACUACUACUACUACUACUACUACUACUACUACUACUACUACUACUACUACUACUACUACUACUACUACUACUACUACUACUACUACUACUACUACUACUACUACUACUACUACUACUACUACUACUACUACUACUACUACUACUACUACUACUACUACUACUACUACUACUACUACUACUACUACUACUACUACUACUACUACUACUACUACUACUACUACUACUACUACUACUACUUCACUUAAAUAA